Messenger RNA from Pelagomonas calceolata, 1733 nucleotides. The record is from the annotation of a GenBank genome assembly. NCBI's taxonomy places the organism in Eukaryota, Pelagophyceae, Pelagomonadales, Pelagomonadaceae.
GCCAAUUUGUAAAGCUAUGCAUGGUGCGGGACGCGAAUAAAUCAUACUACACGUUCCCAGCGACUAGUUCUUGAACGCUGCGGCCGCAGGAGGCUGCCCGGGCAACGAUGGCCACGCCGCCGAGCCAGGCCAAGACCAAGAGCAGCCAGGCCAAGACAAAAAAGCGCCGCCCCGCCGCCGACGACCCGCCCACGCCAGGUUCCAAUGAUCCGCUCCUCGCGGAGCUGCGCGAGACGACGACGCAGCGCCUCGCCGCCUUGCUCGCGUCCAAUACAAACUUGCUGAGCGACCUCGGCCGGCUCAAUACGAGUGGAGUGGACACGGGCACGGUCUUUGGCCGGGCGCUGAAGCGGGCCCGGGGGCUGGAGACGUUGGUGCCGCCGCCGCCGCCGCCGCCGGAGCACCGGCCGCGUCCAGUCAAGUGCGCGGCCUCGCUCCACACGUCCGUCAUCGUCGACGGCGCGGCCGUCGCCUUUGGGUUUGAGCCCUGCGGCGGCGACUGGCGGAGCCCGGGCCACGUGCCGUCCCAACUGCCCCGGAUCGGCACGGCCCGGGACGUCGCCGUGGCGUGCGGCUGGGGGUUCACGGUCGUCGUCGACGCUUUUGGUGUGGCGCGCGCCGGCGGGCGGCUGCCCGGGUUGGCGCCGGGGUCUUCAUUGAGACCGUUGCUCCCGAAGGUGCGCGUCCUCGCGGUCUCCGCGGGCGCCGCUCACGUCCUAUUCUGUGUGGAAAUCAAAUUUACGGCGCUUUCGUCUUGAAUCGCCGCGUCGACCUCCACGCCAUCGACGCGACACCUGCUCGAUGGCGUGGCGAUGUCGGUACCUCACCGCUCGACGGAGCCAGCGAGCCCACGUCAUCGCCAAGUGCACCCGACACACUGAUUGAUUUCCACACAGGUCCUAUUGGCGGACGACCAGGGCCGCUGCUGGUCCGGCGGCGACGCGGGGGACGGGCGGCUCGGCCGGGGCGGGGCGUCUGAGCUGGCUAUCGUCGAGGGGGUCGAUGACAUCAAAGGCGUCGCGGCCGGAGCGUGCCACUCGCUCGCCUUCACAUCGAAAGGAACGCUGUACGCCUGGGGCCUCGCGAGCGACGGCCGCCUCGGAUUCACGACGGAGGACGCGAGCGCGCCGCCGACGCGCGUCGCCCUCGAGGGCGUCGUCGACGCGAGCGCGGGCAAGUACCACUCGCUCGUCGUCGCGUCGGAGGGGGUCGUCUUUGCGUUUGGCGACAACAGUUACGGUCAGCUCGGGCUCGGCCACGCGGACGACGCCUGGGAACCAGCCUGCGUCGCCUUGCCGUCGAGUGCCGUGUGCGUCGCCGCCGGCGCGUCGCACUCUUUGGUCUUGCUCGAGGAUGGCGACGUCGUCGGCUUCGGCUCCGACGCGCAAGGCCAGCUCGGCGGCGCGCGCGUCGAUGACGACGAGAGCGACAGCGACUCGUCGGACACGGACAGCACGUCGUCGUCCUCGUCCUCGGCGGCGGACGACGAGGUCUGGACGCCCGCGCGCGUACCUGGGCUUUGCGGCAAGGGCGUCGUCGCGGUCGCGGCGGGCGGCGCCGCGAACAGCGACGCGGGCCACACCGUCGCCGUGACGGCGGCGGGCGCGGUGCUCUGUUUGGGUGCUGGGGGCUUAGGCCAGCUCGGCGCUGGCGUGGAUUCUUCUUCGACUCCUCUGCCGGUGCCCGUGCGGAAGACUGCUUGGAGUUAGUAUUCACAAUGUUCUUCUUACACA